AAAUUCUUUUUCCUACUAAUGCUCUUAAAGUAUCAUAUUUGAUAGUAAUAGUUAAAAAUUUACAGCAUUGAUAUUUCUUUAAGAGCUAACCUUAUUCUGAAUGUCAUUUGACCAAAUUGAGUCCAAUGGUAGCUGAGAAUUUUUCCUUCCGCUCUGCCUGUGAAUUUGGAUUUUGUAAGUAGACCCAUUCUGCUAGUGUAUGUGGUAGUCCAAGUUCUCGUUGUUUAUUUUGUCAAAUCUUGUAUAUGAUUCAUAAAAGCUGGUUUUGUAUGAGCAAUGGAUCAAUAAACGUGUUCCAUGGAUCUUGCACUUAAACAAGUUAGGCGUUGAACUCCAUACAUCCUGCAAAAAAUUGUGAUAAUCUAAGCUAUUCUGACAAUCAACUCACUGUCUGGCCUGAUAGAUAUGUACCUGAGCACUUUCCGAAAUAUCUGUGCUUGUCUUUCCCCCAAUCAUCUUCAUGAGCUUUUCUCGAAAUCACUGUUAUUCCAGCUCAUACGAUAUCUUUGCUUUAUGUCUAGAAGGAGCUAAUUUAGCUUGUCAUUUAUUUCAGGGCCGUUUCGAGAUACUUUGCUUAUCAGGGUCUUACUUGGUUGCUGAAAGCGGUGGCCCUCGCAAUCGUACUGGUGGAAUAAGCAUUUCAGUUUGCAGUCCCGACGGACAUAUCAUUGGGGGUGCGAUAGGUGGUAGACUCGUAGCAGCAAACCCAGUACAGGUAGUCGCAUGCAGUUUCGUUUAUGGUGGAACUAAGCCAAAAGGCAAGGUCGAGUCGGCUGCUGAAGAUGACAAACAUCUGGUAGAGAAAUCUGCAGAGAAGUCCUUGACCCCAAUAACUGCUGCUUCUAGUCAAAGCUAUACACCUAACACCGGAGCAAGUGCUUGGCCGCCAGUUGCUCGGUCAGAAGUAAAAAAUUCCCAGAUGGAUAUUGACCUGAUGCGCGGAUGAGAGGGAUAACAAUAAGCACAUGUAAGUUUUUUCUGUAUAUAUGUGUUGUUGUAAAUGAAGUGCGCGAGGGACGGGCCAGCCAGCUAGUUUCGUGCUAACUAGUGUUUAUCUUUAGGGUUUAGUAGGAAUAUGGAUGGAGAAAUUGGAAGUAAAAAAAGAAGAAGGAUGGAUUGACAUCUUUAUAGGUUGUGUUGUUUUAUCUAGUAAAAUUGGUGGGAUUUGUUUCUUGUUGUGGCCAUUGUUGUAGCUAUAAACCUAAUUGUAGACAGUGAUUUAACUUGAUUUGUUCAACCUAGGAGUUCAUUGCA
Messenger RNA from Salvia hispanica, 1254 nucleotides. Lineage: Eukaryota; Viridiplantae; Streptophyta; Magnoliopsida; Lamiales; Lamiaceae. The record is from RefSeq and is a predicted model, not a curated record.